AUGGGUGUCUUGUGUCUGAUGGUUAAAAGCAUUCGGCUGCGCACUCCGGCUCAAUUCCCGUUACUCCUUUCUGUUAGAUCAUCUGAGACACCAUUGGUUGGAUUGGAUCACCAGUUUCACACCAUGGAGACGCCUUCUCCGCACCACCUACAUUUGUUCUGCGGCGUGUGCACCCAAGAUUUCACAAAUUGUGACUCGGUCGUCAUAGGGCACGGAGAAAUUGCGAAGCCGUCCUCGGCCACAUGGACAACGCACAGAGUCGACCAUCCGAAGCAGCAAUCAGCAUGUCGCAGAAUCAAUAAGCGGCUGUGCUUACAUGCCACUUGCCAGAGCUGUCCAUCUGACUGCCAAAGUGUUACUGCGCACCUGGAAUGUUAUAAGACAUGUUUAAAGAUGGUAAAACGCGUGGUGAACGAAGCGAGCUGGGACUUUGCGGAUUUCCGCACCUGGUUCAUGCUGCGCACACGAUGUCCAUGGGGCAGAACUGUCCGAGGUUUGCGGCCAAGGCUUCCUUCUCAGGCCCGUUACGAUAGAGCCCCCUACAGGUUCCCGCUUGACCUCCAGCAGAGCAUCACGGAUUAUGCCGAUCCGACAUGCCGCCGAAUCAUUUAUGCUCUGUACUCGCUUCCUCCAUCGGAGCAAGAUGCCACUACCAAAACCUUUCCGUUACAUCAGAUACGCUCCUGGAAACGGGAUAGCUUGCCGGAAUUACUUCGCGCAGGCGAGCCUAGACAGGAUUUGCUACUCACUUUCGACUGGACGGGGCUCAUGGAGAUCAGAGAUCCAAGCACGAAGCAUGAGCAUGAUUGGAACGACAGCUUCCUCUACCAGACCAUCAGCCAGAACGAUCCUCUCCAGGACAGCGAAGUUAUAUUCUACAGCCGGGUGUGCCUCCUCAAACCCCCACCGGAAUUUGAUGGAAAAAUGCUGCUCUGGGGCCGUUCAUUCGGCCACCAGAGACCGCCAAACAUGCAGCUGGAGGAUUCUUUCCUUGUGAUUCAGGGCAUACCACUGUUGAGCUGCGGCGACAUUACAUUCUUGUAUCAGCAAAAAACAUCCGAGAUCAUGCAAGUCCAUAUCCACACAAGAGAUCAGCCCUCCAGUAAAGGCACACGGGUACGCAUGGAAAGACAGCUCGGUACAAUCCUAGGGGCAAACUAUGUUCCGUUGUCUCCGCUCAACGACAGCUUCAAAGUCGUCAAGUGGGAAGAAGGCGGAUUCUCGGUCAGUUGUCCCCAGACUUGA
Messenger RNA from Microdochium trichocladiopsis, 1245 nucleotides. RefSeq lists its product as uncharacterized. Bases 1 to 1245 code for a protein of 414 amino acids. The record is from RefSeq and is a predicted model, not a curated record. The transcript is spliced from 3 exons. NCBI's taxonomy places the organism in Eukaryota, Fungi, Ascomycota, Sordariomycetes, Xylariales, Microdochiaceae.